AGUGGGCCAAAAGUCUCGCCAGCUCAUGCCAAACGGAUACCCCUAUCCAUACCAUAUACUACACCUGCAUCCGAGUUUCUGUAUGGAACUUCUGUGGUAGAGGCAGCAUUGAAUUCUCAGAGAGACCCUCGACGGAAACUUUACAAACUCUAUAUCUACACAGGGGAAAAUAGGGACAGUGUUGACCCUGCCCGCCUGGAGCGGUUGGCACGAAGGAAAGGAAUUGAAGUCGCACGUGUUGGGGGCGACUGGUUACGGCUCAUGGACAAGAUGAGUGGAGGGAGGCCACACAAUGGCUAUGUCCUUGAGGCAUCUCCUUUACCAAGACUACCUGUAAUGAGCUUAGGAGAACUCGCGGAACAAGAUGGGGAGAGUGGAUUCAAAGUCGAUGUGGAACAUCAAUCACGCGAGGAUGCCGCAGUCAACGGGACUUCCGAUUUCAUCAAGCUUCCCAGAAAUUCUUCAGGGCGAAAGCCUUUCGUUCUCCUUCUAGAUAGCAUUGAGGAUCCCGGAAAUCUGGGCGGCAUCAUCCGAACAGCUUCAUUCCUUGGAGUAACUGCAGUUGCCAUUUCGGUUCGGAACAGCGCAUCUUUCACUCCCGUUGUCCUCAAAGCAUCUGCAGGGGCUUCUGAGAAUGUGACCUUGUUCUCGGUCAACAAGCCAGCAGGGUUCGUUGCUAACUCAAAAUUGGCCGGGUGGAAAAUUUUUGCCGCAGUGCCACCUUCUAGAUCCAAGGAGCGAAAUGUGACCCCGGCGGUAUUCGCUGAUGACCUGGAAGAUCCACUGUCUGAAGAUCCGUGCAUUCUGAUGCUUGGCGGAGAGGGGGAGGGUCUUCGCAUGAAUUUGAGAAGCAAAGCCGACGUUGACCUUUCGAUACGAGGGAGUGGCCAAAGCCACAAUGUGGACAGUUUGAAUGUCAGCGUAGCGGCCGGCAUUCUUUGCAAUGCGUUCUUGAGGAGAAAUCAGGGCAAAAAGAGAGCUCCUCUGGUUGAUCAGGCGGCAGAAUCAGAAAGUGCUUCUAGACCCGAGCGGGAUUUAUUCUAA
Molecule: messenger RNA, 1044 nt
Organism: Amorphotheca resinae ATCC 22711
Lineage: Eukaryota; Fungi; Ascomycota; Leotiomycetes; Helotiales; Amorphothecaceae
Exons: 1
Biological process (GO): rRNA methylation
Cellular component (GO): mitochondrion
Molecular function (GO): RNA binding; RNA methyltransferase activity
Source: RefSeq, a predicted model, not a curated record